CGGCAGCAAAGCAAGGUGGAGGCACGAAGACAGAAGAGAUCAGGUUAAUGAAAGCAUGAGGUGGCUGUUAGGCAGCAGCUGGAGAAAAUUUGGACACGCUGACAGGGGAAACUACGACUGGCUAGACAGCGAACCGGGUGGGCCGCUUCUGGAAACAGAGCUUCAGAGCAGACAACAGAAAAGUUCAACCAAAGAUGACAUAGAACCAUUUCUGUGCAUCAUAUUGCCUGCCACCAUGAUGCUCUUCCUGGCAUUCCUGCUGCUCUUCCUGUACCGCCGUUGCCAGCGCCCCACCCCGCAGGGGCAGAUCUUCAGCAUCGACCUCCCAGAGGACACACCCGAGCACGACGUGUCCAGUUUCCUUUCCAUGCUGCCCUGGAACAGUGAACAGAGUUUCCACUACUCCACUCUGCUCCCUGAUGCUACGUUCCUCACUGUGUGUUUGCCUCCAUCUUAUGAGGAGGCCACCAUGAAGACUCCCAUGGACGGGGCUCAUGUUGAGCUCUCUCCAGACCCAGUGCCUCCUUACGAAGAGAGCACGCUGCAGUCCAGCAGCACCAAAUAAACUUCCUAGGGAAGCACCUUAGCUGAAGCGUGCAGCCCCUCAAGGCACAAACGUGGAACUGCUACGGCCUUUAAAAAUGAGCAAAAGAUUCCAAAUGAGGCGCCAAACCAAUGAAUUAAAGAAGAAAGAAACUUGGAGUAACAGGGAAUGAGUCUCUUCACAUCAUUCUGGGAUCCUCUGCCUUCCAUUUGUGGCAAGCACACACACAGCCUAGCACCAAGUUGGUCUCAGAUCAGUAACACAGGUAUUCCAGUUAACAAAGUGUGUCAUGCAAGGAUCAAACUUAAGGACAGGUGGGAAUCUGACCCUCUGCAAUCCCUCAGCCACAAGGAGACAUUAAUUAUGCUACACAUUCACCAGUCACAAAAGGGCUUUUAGCACAUACCUAUUACUGCUUGGCUUCU
Molecule: messenger RNA, 969 nt
Organism: Apus apus (common swift)
Lineage: Eukaryota; Metazoa; Chordata; Aves; Apodiformes; Apodidae
Gene: SMIM28
Product: small integral membrane protein 28
Exons: 2
Coding region: 56-565 (169 amino acids)
Source: RefSeq, a predicted model, not a curated record